AUGUUAUUGCUAAAAAAUACAAUUCAUUUAUCUAUGUGCUGUGUACCAUGUCCAGCAGCUGCGCAGGGCUCGGUGGCACCUGGCAAGACUGUUGAGGUCAAGCCAGAUGGCUCGUGUGCUGGUUGCCCGUGUCGAGCAUGCUGCUGCGGCAAGAAACCCAUUGUCAAGCCGUGUUACAAACAACCGCGUAUACCGGCGUCUUAUGCCCCGAGGCGAUGCUACAGCAAGCCAGAAGCUCCUGUCGAGUCGGGUACUACGUACAAGAUGUCGUUUUUGCCAGUCGAAGGCUGCAAAGGGCUCAGGGGUGACCUUCGUAAACCUGUUGCAAAUAUCGUGCCGAGCAGUGAGCCGAUGGAAGGUUGCACUGUGCAAAAGUUGUCGUACCUGCCGAACCCAGUGUGUGUGACUCAAAAGAUCCACCCGUGUCAUCACGACAUGUGGGGUAAGGGUCCCAUGCAGAACAUUACGACGCAGCGCCACGACUACGUGCCAAAGCCAAGCAUCAUUCGCGAGAGCUUCAAGCCGCCAUCUGACUACAAGGGCGUUGAUCAGCCUUUUGAAAAUCGCACAGUAAAUAAACUAUCGUAUCUGCCGCCCGAAAGAAUGGAACCUACGAAGUCCUUCGCGCCGUAUCGAUGCUAUGAACGUCCGAAUGCGAAAAUGGAGGGUACUACUACUCAUAAGAUGAGCUUUAUGCCUAAUCAGAUUCUGCCCAAACAGCCGGUACCGUGGGCAACGAAGGAGCCGUAUCAAAGACCUGAGACGAAAUUGGAUGGUAAUACAACUUACACUAUGAGUUACUUGGAUGCGCAAAGUGAUUGUCGUCGCCGCGCAAUAAUGCCAGAGUCUUGCAUCAACCCAGUAACGUCCUCCAAGGCGUUUGAAACUCAAACGGUGUACAAGAACAGCUACCUACCAGCUAAAGCUGUGAUACCAAAGCCGGCGAAGCCGAGUCCAAACUUAGUGCCGUCGACGGCUCAGAUGGAUGGCGACACUGUUCAAAAGCUGUCGUACUUGCCGAACCCAGUGUGCGUGACUCAGAAGAUCCACCCGUGUCAUCACGACAUGUGGGGUAAGGGUCCCAUGCAGAACAUUACGACGCAGCGCCACGACUACGUCGCGAAGCCCAGCAUUAUACGCGAGAGCUUCAAGCCGCCACCCAAGUUCCACAAUGUUGAUCAGCCCUUUGAAAGUCGCACGAUCAACCGCUUGUCGUUCCUGAACCCCGGCCCCUGUGCAGUACCUGAGAACUAUGCUCCGCAAAAGUGCUAUGAACGGCCUUCAGCAAAAAUGGAAGGUACGACAACACAGAAGAUGUCGUACCAGCCAAUAUGUGUCCCACAACCGCAGCGUCCGCCGUGGGCAUGCAAAGCACCGUACGAGAAACCAGCCACGAGGUUGGAAGGCACAACGGUCUACAAGUCGUCGUUCCUGCCUCCCGGUGAAGACUGCACAGAGUACAUCGACCCUUGCACGUAUGGUGAUUGUCAACCUUGCAUAUGCACCUGCCCAGCGGAAUGCAUAAAGACAGAUCCAUGUGCCUGUGAUUUUCCUAAAGCGGCGUGUUGCGCUUGA
Molecule: messenger RNA, 1575 nt
Organism: Arctia plantaginis
Lineage: Eukaryota; Metazoa; Arthropoda; Insecta; Lepidoptera; Erebidae
Source: the annotation of a GenBank genome assembly